CUAGUCAGGCGCAUCAAGUGUGAUGAAGCGCGACCAAGCUGCCAGAAAUGUUCGUCGACCGGUCGAAAGUGCGAUGGAUACAUUACGACUGGAGAAUCAACACCAAAACGCACCCAAGAAUUAAGUUUGAACGUGUACAAAUCAGAAGAGGAAAGCAGCGCGAUCGAUUUUUUCCUCCGAGUCUCUAUCCCACAAUUUACAGGAAAUUCGCCAUCUGAGUUCUGGAAUCGCCAUGUUCUCCAACUAGCCCAGCAAGAUGUCGGGACACGGCAUGCUCUUGUCGCCCUUGCACAUCUGCACAGAGACUUCACCAAUCCUCAAAACGAGUCAAAGCACAACCAGCCAGCUUUGUAUCAUUACGAUGCAGCCAUUCGAAGUCAUAUCAGCUCGGUUUCUGGAGAAAUGCAGGACAUAUUGAAGUCUAGCUCCGCAAUGUCAACUGCUAUCGUUUUCAUGUGCAUCGAGAUUAUGCAGGGUCAUCUUGCAUCUGCCGUCUCGCUUCUACAGCGCUCAGUUGCCAUACUACCACGAUCUAGAAACCAGUACGUCCCGCUAUAUGAAGAAUUCAUAUCUCGGCUCAAGAUCCAUGCUCAGCGUCUAGUGGACAAGAAUAUGUUCGGAUCAAGCCCCUUUGAUCAUGCCUCGAAAGAAGUUGUCAUGAAAUACCGACAGCCAGGCGAUUGGCGUUCGUCCUGCAAGGAACUGCUUCGAGAUUGUUCAGCAAUCUUUGGAGAAUUGUCUUUCGAAGAAAGAAUCCAACGACUGUGUAUCAUGUCAGGAGCGCCAAAGAUCGCACAUAAAAACUCUCCAACUUCACGGGAAGCUGCUGCACAUAAUGCCUUGCACAUGCGGAGACUUCUAGAAAUCACCAACAUAUUUGACGAGGAAGCCGCCAACACAAGCGACAAUGAGAGAGCCGCUUUGAACGACUCGUUGCUUCCUCUUUAUCGAAUCACGGUUUCCUUGGCAGAGGCAAAUUUAGGCCUGGCCAACUCAGACUCGCAGGAAACAACCCCGCUUGCACCUUCUUUCGCUCUCGACAUGGGUGUUAUCGGCCCUCUUUAUGAGGUUGCCCGUCGUUGUCGAGAUCCAAAUCUUCGCAGAAAAAUCGUACAUCUUUUGCGCAUGUCAAACCGACACGAAGGACUGUUGAAGAGUUCCACCUAUGCCAAUAUCGUGCAAACGAUCAUAGACAUCGAAGAAGCUGGCCUGACAGAUGUCAAAUCGAGUUCAGAUAUCCCUCUGCGGUCGCGUAUAUCCCAGCAUUGCCUCUCAUUCGACCUGCAACGACUGAAGCAUACCAUAUCUUACAAGCCAUUGAUCGGAGACUCUAAGGACUUCUAUCAUCGGGACAUUCUAACUUGA
Molecule: messenger RNA, 1365 nt
Organism: Aureobasidium melanogenum CBS 110374
Lineage: Eukaryota; Fungi; Ascomycota; Dothideomycetes; Dothideales; Saccotheciaceae
Exons: 2
Biological process (GO): regulation of DNA-templated transcription
Molecular function (GO): DNA-binding transcription factor activity, RNA polymerase II-specific; zinc ion binding
Source: RefSeq, a predicted model, not a curated record